Aphis gossypii (cotton aphid) is the source of this 1940-nucleotide messenger RNA. RefSeq names its product protein CLP1 homolog (gene cbc). Gene Ontology annotation, biological process: tRNA splicing, via endonucleolytic cleavage and ligation. Gene Ontology annotation, molecular function: polynucleotide 5'-hydroxyl-kinase activity. NCBI's taxonomy places the organism in Eukaryota, Metazoa, Arthropoda, Insecta, Hemiptera, Aphididae. The coding region runs from base 198 to 1490 and encodes 430 amino acids. Gene Ontology annotation, cellular component: nucleus; mRNA cleavage factor complex. The transcript is spliced from 9 exons. The record is from RefSeq and is a predicted model, not a curated record.
CGUACAGUAGUGUUGUAUAUAUACAUAAUACAUGCUUCUUAACUUCUGUUUAAACUUUAAACUGUGAUGUCAAAUUUAGUUAUUUAAUUUAUUCGUUUUACGCCAUCUGCGAACGAUAGUUAAAACUCAAAUAAUUUUGUGUUAUGAUCGUUGGGUACUUGUUUUGUAUAAGUAUUGAAUAAACGUACAUUUUAAUCAUGUCAGAAAGCGUAGAAGUUCAAAUUGAAGAUCAGGAAUUCCAAUUGGAACCUGACAAUGAACUUAGAUUUGAAGUCGAAAACAAAAAUGAAACAGUUGUGUUAGAAUUGAAAACUGGGCUAGCAGAAAUUUUUGGAACAGAAUUAGUGAAAGGUAAAUCAUAUACAUUUUAUUUUGGAGCAAAAAUUGCAGUGUUCACAUGGCAAGGAUGUUCAUUAAAGUUACGAGGAAAAAAAGGAAUUAGUUAUAUAUCCAAAGAGACCCCAAUGAUGUUUUAUUUAAAUUGCCAUGCUUCGUUAGAACAACUACGAGUAAAAUCAGAAAAAGAAAAAAUAAGAGGCCCUGUUACAAUGGUAGUCGGACCUACUGAUGUGGGUAAAUCUACUCUCUGUAGAAUACUACUAAACUAUAGUGCACGUAUGAAUUCUCUUGGCCGUAGACCCAUUUAUGUAGACUUGGACCCCGGUCAGGGACAAAUAUCGGUUCCAGGAACAAUUGGUGCAGUUAUGGUUGAAAGGCCAGCUGAAGUAGAAGAAAGUUUCUCACAAGCAGCUCCAUUAGUUUAUCAUUAUGGACAUACAAACAUGAGUAUUAAUUCAACUUUGUACAACACUUUAAUAUCUCGUAUGGCAGAAGUUAUUCAUCAACGAAUGGAUGACAAUCCUAGAAUUAACUGUUCUGGAUUAAUAAUCAACACUUGUGGUUGGGUUAAAGGCAAAGGUUAUCAGCAUUUGACCCACAUUGCACUCGCUUUUGAAGUUGAUGUUAUUCUUGUACUUGAUCAAGAACGCUUAUACAAUGAACUAGUGAGAGAUAUGCCAGUAUUUGUCAAAGUUGUACUUUUACCAAAAAGUGGUGGAGUAGUUGAAAGGAGUAACAAAUUUAGAUUGGAAGGUAGAGAGGCACGUAUUCGAGAAUACUUUUAUGGUAAUCCUAGGAAUGUACUUCAUCCGCACACCUGUGAAGUAAGAUUUUCCGACAUAAAAGUUUAUAGAAUUGGAGCGCCGCCUAUUCCAAACACAUUGAUGCCAUUAGAUAUGCAAAAAACUGAUUUGGAGACAAAACUUGAACCUGUUACUCCAGGACUAAAUAUGAUGCAUCACAUAUUAGCUCUAAGUUUCAGUACAACGGUAGAAGAAGACGUUGUUAGGACUAGUGUGGCAGGUUUUGUCUGUGUAACAAAUGUUGAUAUCUCACGACAAAUGUUAACUCUUUUGUCACCUCAACCAAAACCAUUGCCUGAAACAAUUUACCUCAUGUCAGAUGUACAGUUCAUGGACAAUAAUGCUUAAAGCUGUGUGUUUGAAAAGAUCCAGAAAAAUAUUUUGUGUGUUAAAUAUAGAUACAGUUAAUUAUUAUUUUUUUAAUACAUAAUAUAUAUUUCCUCGACUUGAAGAAAAAAUAAUAAUUCUCAGUGUAAAUAUCAUUAUGUAUAUAUUUAUAUUAGAUGUAAUUCUUGAGCUGAGGUUUUAUUUUCUUUAGUACCUAUGAUAAACGACUUAUAAGUAAUAUUACGAAAAACUGCACUAACCAUUAGUGUCAUUACAUAUUCAUUAGUUAAGUGACAUACAAGUGGCCAUGUUAAUGUUGAAAAUACUACUUUUGGUUAUUAUAAGUAAUAUAAAAGUAUUGUUGUCAUUAAUUAUGUAAAUCUACAAAUAAGUUUCUACACAUUUUUCAAACUAUUUUUUUACUGUAAGGUGAAAUUUUAAUGGAUUUAAAUAAAAUGUAAUAUUUUUAUA